AUGAAUCGUGAGGGUGGUAAGAAGAAGCCCUUAAAACAACCCAAAAAGCCAGCCAAGGAAUUAGAUGAAGAGGAUAUUGCCUUUAAGCAGAAACAAAAGGAGGAGCAGAAGAAGCUCGCCGCUGCUAAACAAGUAGCUCAGAAGGGCCCACUUGGUUCCGGCAAAAACAAAAUCAGCAAAUAA
This is a messenger RNA of Echinococcus granulosus, 183 nucleotides long. RefSeq lists its product as hypothetical. NCBI's taxonomy places the organism in Eukaryota, Metazoa, Platyhelminthes, Cestoda, Cyclophyllidea, Taeniidae. The record is from RefSeq and is a predicted model, not a curated record. The transcript has a single exon. Bases 1 to 183 code for a protein of 60 amino acids.